Messenger RNA from Trichechus manatus latirostris (Florida manatee), 3837 nucleotides. It is a transcript of the gene MCF2L2, whose product is annotated as MCF.2 cell line derived transforming sequence-like 2. Gene Ontology annotation, cellular component: cytoplasm. The record is from RefSeq and is a predicted model, not a curated record. Lineage: Eukaryota; Metazoa; Chordata; Mammalia; Sirenia; Trichechidae. Gene Ontology annotation, molecular function: guanyl-nucleotide exchange factor activity. The transcript is spliced from 32 exons.
AUGGUGGAGACCUGCGAGCGCACAAGCGUGCCCAGCCCGCGCUGCGGGCUGCGAGUGCCUGAGGCAACCCCUAAUCGGGGAAAACCAACUCCAGCCGCUCUCUGCCCGCCACCGUCCCAGCCCCCCAGCCUGGAGUCAGGAGAUGGGGGCGGGCAACAGGGCCUCACCGGUCCCGAGGACAGACCGAGAGUCGCCCCCGAGCGCAUGGACUCCCGGAAGGGAAGGGCGCGCGCAGCCUCGGCGCUGGCGUCCCUCCGCGCGCCGGGCACGGCGUCCUUCCACCUGACCUCCCUGGGAGGCGGCGCCGGGAACCUGGCGGCCCAGCUUACAGACAGAAACCACCGCUUCUCCUCGUCCGGAGAGGCCUGGGACGCUGUGAGAGAGAGCGGGAUCGGGGCCGCUUGCUUUUCUCGCCAUCUCCGCCUCACCUCCGUAACUGCGCCCUCGAUAAUUCUAAAUGCCAGACGUUCGGCUUGGAAAGCUGCCAGCCUGAGUCUGCAGGGCGUGGCUGGCGUCCGCGCCGUCAGCGGCCGGGAGGGUCGGCCUUUGCAGCGAGUGGCCCUCGUGGGACGCCUGAAGAGAGCGAGGAAGCGCUGGUUUUUGACAUCAGAUGCUUUUUGCUUAAAAGAAGAAAUGGGCCCCCGGGAGCUCACCCGGCGACUGGCCACAGUGAUCACGCAUGUCGAUGAAAUUAUGCAGCAGGAAAUCAGGCCCUUGUUGGCAGUGGACAUAAUAGAACAACUUCACAGUCAAUUUGCCAUUCUUUCAGGAGGCCAAGGGAAAGAUGGUGCCCCCAUCAUCACUUUUCCAGAGUUUGCGGGGUUCAAACACAUCUCAGAUGAGGACUUCCUGAAUGUCAUGACCUACCUGACUAGUGUCCCCAGCAUGAAGGCCGCCAGCAUCGGGUUCAUCAUUGUGAUCGACAGACGAAGGGACAAGUGGAGCUCCGUAAAGGCAUCCUUGACACGAAUAGCUGUGGCAUUUCCAGGAAACUUGCAGCUUGUUUUCAUCCUUCGUCCGUCUCACUUCAUCCAGAGGACUUUCACUGACAUUGGCAUUAAAUACUAUCGGGAUGAAUUUAAAAUGAAAGUGCCGAUCAUCCUGCUAAAUUCUGCCUCUGACCUUCACGGCUACAUUGAUAAAAGCCAGCUCACACAGGAGCUAGGGGGAACUCUGGAAUAUCGCCACAGUCAGUGGAUAAAUCAUCGAACUGCCAUCGAAAACUUUGCCUUGACAAUAAAGACCACUGCCCAGAUGCUCCAGAUGUUUGGGGCCUGCCUUGCCGAGACAGAGCUGCCCAGAGCCGUGCAGUCCACUGAAGACCUUCUCAUGGCCCACACAAGGCAGCGGGACAAGCUGAAGGAUGAGCUAAAGUUACUUAGAAAGCAAGGUGCCACAUUGCUGUCAUGCAUCCAAAAACCAGCAACCAAAAAUCCCUCCAGCAAACUCAAUCCCAAUGAACUUGAGAACAUAGCUACUACAGGAAGGUUAAUAGUGCAGCUGGAUGAAGCAGAAAAAGCAUUCAGUCAGUUUUGGUCUGAGCAUCACCUGAAGCUUAGUCAGUGCCUACAGCUACGACGCUUCGAGCACACUUUUCGUGAGGUUAAACUUGCUCUGGAUCAUCUGCUGGAAGAGCAAGCAGAGUUUGCGGAUAUUGGAGACAGCGUGAUGCAUGUGGAACAACUUCUAAAGGAACAUAAAAAGCUGGAGGAAAAAGGCCAGGAGCGCUUGGAAAAGGCCCAUCUGCUUGCACUCAUCGGGGACCAACUCAUCCAAAGCCAUCACCCCGCAGUGGACACCAUCAGACCCAAGUGUGUGGAGCUCAGACACCUCUGUGAUGACUUCAUCAAUGAAAACAAGAAAAGGAACGACAUCUUAAGGAAGUCUUUGGAACUGCAUAGACAGCUGGACAAGGUCAGCCAGUGGUGUGAGGCGGGAAUCUACCUCUUGGCUUCCCAAGCCGUGGACAAGUGCCAGUCACGAGAAGGGGUUGACAGUGCCUUGAACGACAUCGAGACAUUCCUGGGCACAGCCGAGGAGUACCAGUUGCCCAGUCCCAAGGAGUUUUACAACCAGUUUGAGUUGAUACUCACCCUUGACAUAAAGGCCAAGGCCCAGAAAGUUCUGCAGAAGCUGGAUGAUGUGCAGCAGAUAUUUGACAAAAGGCAAGUGAGCCUGAAGAAACUGGCAGCUAAACAGACUCGCCCAGUACAACCUGUGGCCCCCCAUCCUGAGUCCUCCCCAAAAUGGGUGUCACCAAAAACCAGCCAAGUCUCUGUUCUCUCCAUCCCUCUAGCUCCUCCUCGGAAAGUAUCCAAGGAAUCUCGUAUGGAGACAGAUUUGAACUUCCUGGGAAGGGAAGGUGAUGAGACUAAAUUUGAAGCUAAGAAUGAACAAGUGGUUGAAAGUCGUCCAGAUUUGGAGAACCCUGAAUUGGAACAGCUUGACGGUCUUCAAAAUCUUUCCCCCAGCAGGCGCAUUAUACGGGACUUGCUUGAGACUGAAGAAAUUUACAUAAAAGAAAUAAAGAGCAUAAUUGAUGGAUAUAUCGUGCCAAUGGAUUUUAUUUGGCUGAAGCAUCUGAUUCCAGAUGUUCUUCAAAACAACAAGGACUUCCUCUUUGGGAAUAUUAGAGAAAUUUAUGAAUUUCACAACAGGACUUUCCUAAAAGAAUUGGAAAAGUGCACUGAAAAUCCUCAACUUCUGGCACGUUGCUUUCUCAACAGGAAAGAAGAUUUUCAAAUAUAUUUUAAAUACCACAAGAACCUGCCCCAAGCUAACAGCAUCUGGCAAGAGUGUCAAGACUGCGCCUACUUUGGGGUAUGCCAGCGCCAGUUGGAUCACCAUCUCCCUCUUUUUAAGUAUCUGAGAGGACCAAGCCAGAGGCUUCUGAAAUACCAGAUGUUGCUGAAGGGUCUGCUGGAUUUCGAGUUUCCUGAGGAUUUGGAGAUAGACCCAGGUGAAUUAGAAGGAGGUUCGGCCAAGGACAGGCCAAAGAGGACCAAGGAUUCCGCAUUCUCAGCCGAGCUACAACAAGCUUUGGUCAUAAUGGAGGAUUUGAUCAAGUCUUGUGAGUUGGCCGUGGACCUGGCAGCUGUCACUGGAUGUCCGGACGAUGUAGGGAAACUCGGCAAGCUGUUGAUGCACGGCCCUUUCAGCGUCUGGACGGUUCACAAAGACCGUUCUAAGAUGAAGGAUUUUAUGCGAUUUAAGCCCAGCCAGAGGCAAAUCUAUCUGUUUGAAAAGGGAAUCAUGUUCUGUAAGAUACGAGUGGAACCCAGUGACCAGGGGCUAUCUCCUCGUUACAGCUUUAAGAAGUCUAUGAAGUUGACGACACUUUCAAUUCACCAAGUUGGAAGGGGGAGCAGCAAAAAGUUUGAAAUUGCCAGUCGAAAUGGACUUGAGAAGUACAUCCUGCAGGCAGCUUCAAAAGAAAUCAGAGACUGUUGGUUUUCAGAAAUAAGUAAAUUACUGAUGGAACAACAAAACAAUAUUAAAGGCCAAGGGAACUGACAGUUUGAAGCAAGUACGUGCAAAGACAGUGGAGUAGAAUUUGUAUCUUGGAUUGAAAAUAUGGAAAGAGCUGCCAGCAGCAAGGAGGACCUAGACGUCAGCACCUGUGGGAUCAAAGGCAGCUCCAGCAGGAAGCCUGUCUCCACGGAAACCUCUGAAGAGUGUGAAGGUGCAGGAGGCCUGGAGAAGGAGAGCAGCGCUCUGAGUCUCUCGGGACUUUUCCAGCUGGAUGACAGUUAUGAAACCUGUUCCUCCAAAUCUGUUCCGGAGAAGGGCGAAAGUACCCAAAGAGAAAAAGAAGAGCGUGAGGAGGCAGAAACGUGA